Messenger RNA from Suncus etruscus (white-toothed pygmy shrew), 1130 nucleotides. RefSeq names its product membrane associated ring-CH-type finger 1 (gene MARCHF1). Gene Ontology annotation, molecular function: MHC protein binding; ubiquitin protein ligase activity; zinc ion binding. The coding region runs from base 1 to 870 and encodes 289 amino acids. The transcript has 6 exons. Lineage: Eukaryota; Metazoa; Chordata; Mammalia; Eulipotyphla; Soricidae. Gene Ontology annotation, cellular component: lysosome; cytoplasm; early endosome membrane. The record is from RefSeq and is a predicted model, not a curated record. Gene Ontology annotation, biological process: protein polyubiquitination; immune response; antigen processing and presentation of peptide antigen via MHC class II.
AUGCUGGGCUGGUGUGAAGCGAUAGCCCGAAACCCUCACAGAAUCCCAAACAACACGCGGACACCAGAAGUCUCAGGGGACUUGGCUGAUGUCUCACAAACCUCCACAUUGAACGAAAAGUCUCCUGGGAGAUCUGCUAGUCGAUCAAGUAAUAUUUCAAAAGCGAGCAGCCCAACAACAGGAACAGCACCUAGGAGCCAGUCAAGAUUAUCUGUCUGUCCAUCUACUCAGGACAUCUGCAGGAUAUGUCACUGCGAAGGGGAUGAAGAAAGUCCCCUCAUCACACCCUGUCGCUGCACUGGUACCCUGCGCUUUGUCCAUCAGUCCUGCCUUCACCAGUGGAUCAAAAGCUCAGAUACACGCUGCUGUGAGCUCUGCAAAUAUGACUUCAUCAUGGAGACCAAGCUCAAACCUCUCCGGAAGUGGGAGAAACUCCAGAUGACCACCAGUGAAAGGAGGAAAAUUUUCUGCUCUGUCACCUUCCAUAUCAUUGCCAUCACCUGUGUGGUUUGGUCCCUGUAUGUCUUGAUAGAUAGGACAGCAGAAGAGAUCAAACAAGGCAACGAUAAUGGUGUCCUUGAAUGGCCAUUUUGGACAAAACUGGUUGUAGUGGCCAUUGGCUUCACAGGAGGUCUCGUCUUCAUGUAUGUACAGUGUAAAGUCUACAUUCAGUUGUGGCGCAGGCUGAAGGCCUACAACCGGGUGAUCUUUGUGCAAAAUUGUCCAGACACUGCCAAAAAACUAGAGAAGAACUUCCCAUGCAAUGUAAAUACGGAUACCAAGGACACUGUUAUAGUGCCUGUACUGCAAACAGGUACAAUUGCACCACCUCCUGCAGAGGGCGGCCCACCUGAAGUCAUACCAGUGUGAUGGUAUUAGUUGGAAGUCUCUUCAUAGAACAGUAUUUCCAGCCCUAAGCCACUACAAGGACACAAGUGAUACUCAAUGACUGUCUUCUCUUCUACCGAAUUAUUUUCCUUACUUAAAAAGCAAAGGAGAGGAAAACAAAGAUCAAAUGAGGACCACAUGAAGCAAGUGUAAAGUGAAAUGGGAAAGUGAAAAAAAUGUAUUUGCUAUAAUGAUUUCUAAGACAAUUAAGAACCACUUGAGCAAGGAACGCUUUUAAGUAA